AUGGUGGCGUACUUAGGGGCUCUCCCAGGGGAGGUGGCGCCCACAGGGGCCCUCCCAGCUGCAGCGGCGUCCUCAGUGGACCUCUCAGGACUGGUUACACCCAGAGAAGCCUGUCAAGGGGUAACGACGCCUCCAGGGGCUGAUUUGGCCCUACCUAGGAUGGUGGCGCCGUCACAGACCCUCCCAGAGGCGGUUGCUCCCCAAAGGACCCCCCUAAGGGCUACCUCGCCCCCAAACUCUAUCCCAGAGGCGAGGGAGCCCUCUGGGGCCCUCCCUGGGGAAACUGCGCCCCCAGGAGCCCACUUCAGGGCGACGGCGCCCCCAGGGGAAUUCCCAGAGGUAGCGGCGCUCCCAGGGCACCACCCAGGAGUAACGGUGCCCCCAAGGGCUAACCCAAGGAUGGUGGCGUACUUAGGGGCUCUCCCAGGGGAGGUGGCGCCCACAGAGGCCCUCCCAGCUGCAGCGGCGUCCUCAGUGGACCUCUCAGGACUGUGGCCCUACAGUGACAGUUCUACCAGGGGCCUUCCCAUUUGCCCUACCAUAUGCGACGGCUUUAGUGGCUUUUCCAGGGUUGUUGGCGCUCCCAGGGGACUUACAAGGGGCCCUGUCAGGGGCUGUGGUUCCCCCAGUGGCCUUACCAAUGAUGGUGGUGCCGUCACAGACCCUCCCAGAGGCGGUUGCGCCCCAAGGGACCCUCCUAAGGGCGACCUCGCCGCCAAGGCUAUCCCAGGGGCGACGGAGCCCUCUGAGGCUCUCCCAGGGGAAACUGUGUCUGCAGGAGCCCACUUAGGGGGGACGGCACCCCAAGGGAAUUUCCAGAGGAACUGCAAGGCCCGUCAGAACUUCUGGUGCCCCCAGUGGCCCUACUAUGAUGAUGGCGCCCCCAACAGACCCUCCCAGAAGCGGUUGCGCCCCCUGGCCUUUAAGGCACCCUGGAUCCUGAAGGCCAUCUCGAAAGAUAGAUUUGCGGGGCCCAAGAGAAACUGCACCUCAGGGAGACCCUAUCGGGCGAUGGCGCACUCUGUGAAUACCCCGAUGAAGUGGCGUUUCCCAGGUGGCCCUACCAAGGAUGAUGGUGCCCCCACAGACCCUCCCAGAGGCCCUUGCCCCGCCAGGGACCCUCCUAAGGGCACCCUUGGUUCCCAAGGCUAUCCCAGGGGCGACAGAGCCCUGCGGGGCCCUCCCAAGAGAAACUGCUCCCUCAGGAGCCCACUUAGGGGCGACGGCGCUCCCCGGGAAAUUCCCAGAGGCAGCGGCGCUCCCAGGGGACCACCCAGGGGUAAUGGUGCCCCCAGGGGCCCUCCCAAGGAUGGUGGCGUACUUAGUGGCUCUCCCAGGGGAGGUGGCGCCCACAGGGGUCCUCCCAGCUGCAGCGGCAUCCUCAGUGGACCUCUCAGGACUGAUUACACCCUGAGAGGCCUGUCAAGGGGUAACGACGCCCCCAGGGGCUCUUUCUGCCUUCAGGGUCCGUACAGUCACAGUCCUCCCUGGGGCCUUCCCAUUUGCCCUACCAUCUGCGACGGCUUUAGUGGCUUUUCCAGGGGUGUUGGCGCUCCCAGGGGACUUAUAAGGGGCCCUGUCAGGGGCUGUGGUUCCCCCAGUGGCCUUACCAAUGAUGGUAGCGCCGUCACAGACCCUCCCAGAGGCGGUUGCGCCCCAAGGGACCCUCCUAAGGGCGACCUCGCCGCCAAGGCUAUCCCAGGGGCGACGGAGCCCUCUGAGGCUCUCCCAGGGGAAACUGUGUCUGCAGGAGCCCACUUAGGGGGGACGGCACCCCCAGGGAAUUUCCAGAGGUAG
Homarus americanus (American lobster) is the source of this 1797-nucleotide messenger RNA. RefSeq names its product basic salivary proline-rich protein 1-like. The record is from RefSeq and is a predicted model, not a curated record. NCBI's taxonomy places the organism in Eukaryota, Metazoa, Arthropoda, Malacostraca, Decapoda, Nephropidae. Bases 1 to 1797 code for a protein of 598 amino acids. The transcript is spliced from 6 exons.